Molecule: messenger RNA, 689 nt
Organism: Parathielavia appendiculata
Lineage: Eukaryota; Fungi; Ascomycota; Sordariomycetes; Sordariales; Chaetomiaceae
Exons: 4
Coding region: 34-390 (118 amino acids)
Source: RefSeq, a predicted model, not a curated record
GACGAAACAGCACCAUCUCCUUUGCAUGGCAGAAUGCGGCUCUUUCGCCGAAAUAAGGAACCCGAAGCGGCGGUCGCACAGGACACACUAGAGACAUCGCUUGUAAUUCGGUCGCCGACCAACAAGACCUUCCCUUCGGGCAUCAAGCUACUCCACAGCCCUACAAGCGUCCCAGAUACUGUCGUAGACAUCGUCUUCGUCCACGGUCUGACCGGCGACCGCGAGAAGACCUGGACUGCAUGCUACGCGUCCGAGCCGUGGCCCAAGACCCUCCUCCCGUCCGAGCUCCCGACCGCGCGCGUCCUAACGUUCGGAUAUGAUGCAUGCGUGGUGGACUGGCGCGGCUUGUGUCGCAGAGUCGCAUUACUAACCAUGCGUGGAAUCUGCUAACGUCUCUCGCGGUAUACCGGGAGAGGCACGAUACGAAUGAGCGGCAUUUAUAUGUUUCUGCCAUAGCUUAGACGGUUUGGUCUGCGAUUAUGCUCUCUUCACUUCGAGACAGCGAUCGGAACGUCACCGCAGAGCAUCAUUCAUUCAACACGCCGCAUCGCCUUUUUCGGGACGCCACACCAUGGAGCCGGUUUAGCACGAUGGGCGACGCUGCUCUCUAUAUCUGUUGGGCCGCCAACAGUUACAUGCUCGAGUAAGCUUAGAUCAACCUUGUGGUAUUGAAUAGAUUGAGGUAUGAA